UGUCUGUUCUCAACUUCUCCAUGGACAUGUACUCUAGCCAGAAUAGAUCCGUCGCCAAGGGGCCGAUAAGGUUCGAAAGUGAGGCUGCUCUGGAGGCCUUCAUCGAGAAGAGCUCAAGGCCCCGGGUUAGGAUGUCUGUUGAAGGAUUCAACCCUUACCGACCUGAGGAUGAAAUCAAGAGAGAAUUGGUUAAUCACUUCGAAUCAUGUGGCGAAGACUUUAGGGUUAUUGUUCCAGCAGACCCCAUUGUCGACAGAAGAGAAAGCGUUGCAACUUAAUGGAAGUGACAUCGGAGAUUGGAAUGCCCUUGUUAAGGUUGCACCCGAGGAAUAAGAGGAGGAAUACCUGAUGGUAUCACGUUAUAAAGAAUCUCUGUUUGACGCCCUACUCAAGGACAAAAAAUUUAGGUUUGGCAUUAUGGUUAAGGGGUAUGACACUUCCCUUCCUGCAGAUGAAGUCGAGAGUGUUUUGAGAACACAUUUCUCUUCUUGUGGAGAGAUAACACAUGUUUACAUUUCUACUCCCAACAACCGUGCUAAUAUCUAUUUUUCCGAAGAAGAAGGAGAAGCUUUGGCGCUGGGUCUUCAUGGAAGUGAAGUGAGAGGAUUCAGAAUAACUACUAGGCGCUUAGCCACAGUCAGAAGUAACCCUCUCCUUGCCCCCGGUCAAACUCGUCGUAUUGGCUAUACCGCCCCAGCUCAUCUGAUUGAGUUUGCCCCCGAGAUACGGCGCAAGGUCAUGGCUUUUAAGAGGAUUAAGAGGACCAUGAAGAAGGUCAUGGCUUUUAAGAGGAUGAAGAGGACCUUGAAGACAAGGUCAGGACUUUUAUGAAGGAGAGGAGGCUCAUUCUCUCUCAAAAAGACUAAGAAGCUCUUUGAUCAAUGCAGCCUUUCUUUAUUUUAUCACUUGGCGCCAUCUAAAGCUCAAUGUAUGAUGACCCUUUUGUUUGUGUGUGUGUGGAUGGUAAACAUAUUUCUAAAC
Brassica oleracea var. oleracea is the source of this 981-nucleotide messenger RNA. RefSeq lists its product as uncharacterized. The transcript is spliced from 6 exons. The coding region runs from base 349 to 831 and encodes 160 amino acids. Lineage: Eukaryota; Viridiplantae; Streptophyta; Magnoliopsida; Brassicales; Brassicaceae. Gene Ontology annotation, molecular function: nucleic acid binding. The record is from RefSeq and is a predicted model, not a curated record.